CGAGCACAGCUGGGGAGCCCUCACGCUGCAUGGCCCGGGGAGGGUCUCCAUGCAGACGAACUGCACUCAGAGCGGCUGGUCACGAAACUAUGCAGCAGUUUGAAACUGAUCCACCACCUUCCUCCUUGGGGCUAAUACACAGGCAUGAGCUUCCACUGACAAAAACCACAAGAACCUUCAAAAAAGCUACAACGGGAAAAAGAGAGCAUUGUCCCGCAGUCAGCAGGCCACCAGCUCAUGAACUCCAGGCACCUGGACUUCUGCUAGCAUGACGAUGCUGCAGUCUGUGCUUCUCCUGCUCCUGUCCGUGCCUCUGAUAAAGCUGGCACCACCAGCUCAGCAGGACCCACGCGUCACCUAUCACCAUGGGACAGAUCAUUCUGAAGAAACCGUGUUUAGUCAAGAUUCUGAGGAUAAAUAUCUGCACAGAAAAAAUAUUAAGGAAAAAGAAACUGUGAUAUUACCCGAUGGGAAAAGUGUUCAGUUACAAAAAGAUGAGAGUGUAACACCACCAUCCCCCAAAAAAGAAAGUGACGAAAUGCCCACGUGCCUGUUGUGUGUAUGUUUAAGCGGCUCUGUCUACUGUGAGGAGGUUGACAUUGAUGCCGUACCACCCUUGCCGAAGGAGUCAGCCUAUCUUUACGCACGAUUCAACAAGAUCAAAAAGUUGACGGCAAAAGAUUUUGCAGAUAUCCCCAACUUAAGAAGACUUGAUUUCACGGGAAAUUUGAUUGAAGAUAUAGAAGACGGUACUUUUUCAAAACUUUCUCUGUUAGAAGAACUCACACUAGCUGAAAAUCAACUACUGAAACUUCCAGUUCUUCCUCCCAAGCUUACUUUAUUUAAUGCAAAAUACAACAAAAUCAAGAGUAGAGGAAUCAAAGCAAAUACAUUCAAAAAACUGAACAACCUCUCCUUCCUGUACUUGGACCACAACGCCCUGGAAUCUGUGCCUCUUAAUUUACCAGAAAGUCUACGUGUAAUUCAUCUUCAGUUUAACAACAUAACUUCAAUCACAGAUGAUACAUUCUGCAAGGCUAACGACACCCGUUACAUUCGGGACCGCAUUGAAGAGAUACGCCUGGAGGGAAACCCCAUCAUCCUGGGAAAGCAUCCCAACAGUUUUAUCUGCUUGAAAAGAUUGCCUGUAGGGUCAUACUUUUAACCACUAUCAAUGCAGCAUAUAAGCUAAAGUACACACAUGCAUAUAAUCUGUCUCAACAGUGCCUAAAGCAUAAAUAUUUAAUAUUAACUUUGUGUCCCAUGAUGAAGGAAUUUUAUGUUUUAAACAAAGAUGUUCACAAAUCUUACACAUAACAAGCAAAAUGUAAAACUGAAUCCUGAAGUUCAAAACAAAGUCAUGUGAAAAUAUUUAAGCAGCAUUACAAAAUCCUCAUAGUUUAUACCAUGGUGCCAUUUAAAAGGUAUGUUUUUAUAUAAAUACCCCAAUUUAAGAAGCACUAUUUCCAUUACUAAUGACAUGAAAGGGUAAGUCCAAAAAACUUUCAACUGCUGAUCUUUCCAGACCUUUACUUGAUCCCUAAAGCACUUAAGGACUAUGUUCCAAAAACUUUGAAAGCUAAGUGUUUCCAGUAAUCUCCCAUUUUUCUGUUAUGAUUCACACAUUUUUCAUUAUGAAGCAGGAACUUGUUUUCUUUCUAUUAAGGCAGUUAUUAUUCUAUUAAUAAGUUAUUAUUCUAUUAAGGCAGUUACUUAGCCUGAGAAAUAGUGAACAGUCUCAUACCUAGGCAAAACUUUCCAAAUAAAGCGUAAUUUUACUCUCUGAUAAAGACCUAACAGAGUAAUGUCCAAUGUUAUUCUGCUUUGUGGUCACACAGUUAAAGGCUUUAGCAAAACAGCACACAUUUUUCCUUUCUCUAAAUAUUAAAAUUCUAAGUCUACCAUAAAACAUUUUAAGGAGUCAAGCAGACCAAAAUCAGUAUGCUCAUAAAAAACCUGAACGUUCAUCCCAUAUCUCAGAAAAUACCUAUAAAGUUCUCCAUUGUAAAGACUUUCAAAUACGAUAAAUAUGGAAAAAUAUUUUCUUUUUAGCACCAUAGGGAUGAGAAUCUCAUCAAUAAAUCUGUCCAAAUGUAAGACAUGAAAACAGUCAAUUUAGUGGUGUUACUGAACACUACCUCCCCCUUACCCCCCAACCCAUACGCAUCAUACUCAUGCCAACUGCCUAUCCAUUCACAGGAAAGCUUCUGAGCAACAUUUCGUACAGACCCAUGAUUAACUGGUCAUUGAACAGUGUAAGUCCACCUUCGAUCUAAUAGUGAUAACUUAAGAGGAAACAAUGCUGCCAGAUUAAAGAUCCUAAAAUAACCUUCCUCUUGCCCAAAACCCACUCAGAAGUCUUAGACUCCUUAUCACAUUGAGGUUACAUCCAAAAUUAUCAGUGCUUUAGACACAUGAGUCCGAACUGUGCAUAUGAAAAUUUCCAAUAUUGUUUCCAACAUAAAUAAUACAUUAGAAUCAAGUUGGUCUCUGUACACCAAUCCCAGAAGUUAUUCAUAUUUUUAAGCAUUUGCUUCUGUUUUUCCCUACACAGAAUGAGCUCCAGUUUUUCAAUUUUUCCCCCAUUUGUCAAGGUUGACCCCAAGAUAAGCUUUUCUCACCGAAACAUCUAUGAUCUCUCAAGGCCACAACAAUUAGCCCUAUACCACUUACUAACUCAUUUGCUGAUUUUAUUUUGGUAAUUGGUAAUCAUAACUAUAUACUGCUUUCUCAUUAUUUUGUGUGCAUGCCUCAUUUCUCUGUGACUGAAAGCUCACAGAAUACAUCCAAUAUUCCUUUUAUACCUUGAAAGUGCUUACUAUAAUAUUGAGCACAUCUGGAUUGAAUAUACAAUGAAAAGUACAAAAUAAAAUUCAUUUAAACAGA
Messenger RNA from Herpailurus yagouaroundi (jaguarundi), 2886 nucleotides. RefSeq names its product osteoglycin (gene OGN). Gene Ontology annotation, cellular component: extracellular matrix. Bases 269 to 1165 code for a protein of 298 amino acids. Gene Ontology annotation, biological process: bone development; articular cartilage development. The transcript has 7 exons. Gene Ontology annotation, molecular function: protein binding. The record is from RefSeq and is a predicted model, not a curated record. Lineage: Eukaryota; Metazoa; Chordata; Mammalia; Carnivora; Felidae.